CGAAGACGACUACAAUCGGAAUAUCGAUGCGAACGCGCGUUCAACAAAGCAAUUUGCAAAGAGCUGAACAUUUUUAAUUUUCUUCUGUGUUGUAGAAACCCUUAAGAUAUGCAAUGUAAUCAGAAAAUCAGAAAAAGUGUAAAAAUCAAAGUUAAAAAAUACAAAUAACUUCGAAUUAGAAGCACAAUUGCGGAAAAGUUUAAAUAAUACUGAAAAAAAAAUUGCAAUUUAACCGCAAGUAGUUCUGAACAGUUAGUUUGCUUGCGGACGUCGUACACCUUCGCAAAAUACGGAAAAGUAAUAGACAGAUGGAAAAUUUAAAGUUUACGAAAUAACUAAGUGAAAACCUAUAGAUUUUCAACAGCUUUUCAAGCAGUGAUUAAAGGGACUUUGCAUUUUUUUUCUUCUUGAAAGUACUACCAACUUCUGUUACUCACAAAGUCAUUCGUUGGCGAAGGGAUAGCUACGACGCAACGGACAAUUAAAAGUGUGAUUCAUACAAUACUUGCGACCUAAAGGCGUCGCAUAACUGUAAGGGUUUACGAAACAAAACCACCCCCACAAAUAUCAACAAAACAACACUAACACCACCAAAGCACUUUGAAGUUGUAGCAGCGCACGAGUACGAGUAAAGCACGCUGGGAAUCAGCGGCGUAACGCUACCACCACUUAGGUGAAUACGACGUCGACGACUACGACUUCGACGGUACCGUUAUUGCUUUGAGCUAACGAAAUAAUAACAAAAACAACUGCACACAUACACUGUAAGCUGUCGCAAGUUGAUAACUACCCAGCUUAACAGUAUUUGUUAGGGUAUGACAUAUUGGAAAAAUCGAUUACGUUGUGGAAUUUUUGAAAUUCAACACGCGUAAUAACAAAUACACGCGCAUAUAAAAGUCACAGAAAUUCUAUGAAAUUUGCAGUGAAAACAUCUGCAAAAUUUUUAAUGCUUAUCUCUUCUUGGUUUAUCUGGAUAAGUGUUAGAGUUAAUACUCAGAUCUACCACUUUGGAAACAACCACAACCAGUAAUUUACAAUUACAAGCAAGAUGGGCGACGAAUUCAGCCCAGAUGUGAGCACAAUGGAGACAAUUCUUCCAGCUAUUUUGGGUUUUGCCACCGCCGCUGUUCUCUCCGCAGUCGCGUGCGUUUGUGCCAAGCAAAUACGUCAACGCAACCGCAAACAGAAUCAGCAUGACUCCUCUUUCCCAUUCCAACCGACUCGCCGACCAACAGCUGUGCGCUCACCAAGUGGACAACCACCACACUAUCUCAAAAAAUCACCCUCACCGACAGGCACCAAGCAGUUGGGCAUUUUGCAGCCAAUGCAGGAUCAAACCACGUCACCGAUUGCACCACAAACUAUGAAAUAUGUUGAGGAAGAUGAGAUACAAUCACGCCACAAUCGUCAACUGAUGAACGGCGAACAAAAGCAUUCACCCACUAUCGAGACACAGGCGACCAUUGUGGCCCACACCCAGGGCAACAAUGGUAAUAAUAAUAGUCACAACCACUACCAUAACCAUCAUCUAAGUGCAAUGGAAGAUACUGGCAAGGAGUUGAAUAUCGAACAGUAUGGCAAAUUGGGCACCAUCUACUUCAAGCUACGCUAUUUGGCCGAACGCAAUGCACUAAUGGUAUCGAUUAUACGUUGUCGCGGCUUGCCUUGUAAGAAUGGUGGUUGUGGUGGUGGUUCCGGCGUGAGCGGUGAUGGUAGCAGCAACAACGGCAAUAGCAACAAAAAUUUCUCAAAUAGCUCCAAUGAUAUACCGACUGGUUUGAAUGGUCGUACACAAACCGCCACCGAUCCGUAUGUGAAACUACAACUGUUGCCCGACAAACAGCAUAAGGUGAAGACUCGGGUUGUACGCAACACACGCAAUCCAGUCUAUGAUGAGGAUUUCACAUUUUAUGGCUUGAAUAUUAGCGAUCUACAGAACAUGUCCUUGCACUUUGUCAUACUCAGCUUCGAUCGUUAUUCUCGUGAUGAUGUCAUAGGCGAGGUUGUCUGCCCAUUAUCGUCCAUUGAAAUUGGCGACAUAUCUAAAGAAGCUCUCUCCAUCAGCAAGGAAAUACAGCCACGUAGUUUGAAGAUACGGGCUCAAGGACGUGGCGAGCUAUUGAUUUCGCUAUGCUGGCAGCCAGCCGCUGGUCGUUUGACAGUUGUGCUGUUAAAGGCGCGUAAUUUGCCGCGCAUGGACGUUACCGGUUUAGCUGAUCCGUACGUAAAGAUCUAUUUACUAUACAAUGGGCAACGCAUUGCGAAGAAGAAGACGCAUGUCAAGAAGCGCACACUGAGUCCAGUAUUUAAUGAAAGUUUCGCGUUCGAUAUACCAGCGGCAGAGGGUACCGGGGCAACGCUCGAUGGUGUCUCACUGGAGUUAAUGCUUUUAGAUUGGGAUCGGGUUACCAAAAACGAGGUAAUUGGCCGAUUGGAACUGGGUGGUCCAAACUCUGGUGGCACUGCAUUGAACCAUUGGAAUGAAGUAUGCAAUUCACCACGAAGACAAAUUGCCGAAUGGCAUAAACUUAACGAGUAAAGGAACAAAAAUAAAAAAUCACAAAAAGUAAAGCAGAAAUGAUAGUUGAAUGUAGAGAGGCGCUUUUCUGCAGGGGAGACAGAUUUUGUACUGAAAAUAUAAAACCUGCACAUUUAUCUGAAAAUACAAAUCGACCCACAACUAAUACAAGUGUAGCAUUGGCACAAAAGCCAACGAACGCACCAAAUCCAACACAAGUGAAAAAUAGUAUUGACAAAAAAUAUAACGGAAACUGCAAAGAAAAAAGUAUUUAUUGCGUAAAAUGCAAUGUUGCAAAUAAUUUGAGAAAUAGUUUAUAAAGCAAAAAAAUGUACUCAACUAUAAUUUUAUUAUAACUAAGAUCAGUUAUGCAUAAAUGAAAAGCAACAACAAAAAUUGAAAUGAAACAACCAGCAAGGCAUACAAAAAAAGUACAUUUAGAAAAGUGUGUGUAAGUGCACACACACCGGUGUAGAAAAAACGAACGCGCACUUUCAUACACAUAGAAAGAAAUCAUACACACACCCAAGUAUAAAAAAAAUUGAAAAUGUUAUUUAAUGUGGGGGAAAUGAAUUUUAAAUAAAAAGCAUCUAUAUUUAUAGAGAAGAAGGCAGGCGGGGGUGGAGUUAUAAGAGAACUAUUUCAAUUAUGUAUUAGAGAAAUUUUAUGUAAACUAAUAUGCCACCACACAAACAUGUACCAUAUGUGUAGAAUGAACGCCCUAGUAUAUAAAUCUCAAGUAAAGCGCAAACUACGUAUGAAGCAGGCUCAAACAUUUUCUUAUGCAAUAAUGACACUCAAACGAGUUAUUUAAAUGAAAUUCCAUACAUAUUUUAAGGUUUUGUAGUAAAAUGCCCCUUCUUAUAUUUUUGCGAAGUAAUUUUGUUAGUAAAAAAAGCAGCAAACAAAAAAUGGAAAAAAUGUUAGCCAAUUUAGUUGACCACUACUACAUAUUUCAUCUUCAAGAAGGGCGAAAUAUUUUUCUGGGGCUUUAUCUAUUUUUUUUUUGCUUGCUUUUAUGUUAUUUCUUUUUAUUUUAUUUUAUUGGUUAUUUAUAUUUAAUUAUGUAGCUUUUUUCACGCUGUGUUAUGUUUUACUAUAUUACUUUGUUUGUUAUUAUGUUACUUUGUGUUAUGUUAUGUUAUGCUAAACUGUAUUUAUGGUAUUAUUUUAUUUCGUGUUAUGUGGUUAUUAUUACGUUUUGUCUCGUAUUUUGGGAUAUGCCAUUCUUUGUGAUGCCACGUUAGAGUAUCUUAUUUUUUCUUAUAUAGGUACAUUAGGACAUAUUCCUGUAGUUCCUCGGUGGAACACAGGACCUCAAUAAGGGCCGCAAUAAAGGCCUCUUACACUGUUAUUACUUUUUUUAUAUUUCAAUACUUUGUUUUAGCUGUUUUAGGUUUCUCAUUUACUCACAAUAAAAAUUACUCUGUAAAUAAGUGAUAUUAGUUUAAAUUUAAAGAAAUUCAAUAAUCUACACAUAUAAUAUAUAUAACUUGAGAUAUUCGUUGGGAAAAAUAUUCAAACCGACAUUCAUUAUAGACACUACAUUCAAAAUAUUAGAUAUGUAUGUACACAUAAGUACUUAAGUAAUGUAACCAAGUGUUUAAGUCAAUAUUUAAAAAUUUGUGUUAUUUACCACUGAUUUAUGUGCAAUUGUUUGUGUGACACUGAAAAAUAAAUUGAUUGCAUCAAAUCAAUUACCUUAGCUGAAAGCUUUUCGAAACUUUGUUUAUAUAUAAAUACAAAAUAUGAAAACACCAAAUGAACUUAUAAAAUUGUAUAGAUUAUUUGUAUAUGUAUUUGUGUAAAAUAUUAAAUUAUAUCAUACUAUUGAAUUAUAUAGUAAAAACAAAAACAAAACUAAGGAAAACUUCAUAAAUAACAUUAUGCACAUGAAACAGUAUACAGGAGACAAAUAGAAUUGAGAGGACAGAAUUAACGUUGCCUCGAGUAAAAUGUAUGGACUGAGUUUAUACGUAAUAUACCUGCAUAUGUGCAUUCAUUGCAAUUUAUUUUUGUAUAAAGAACAACAAAUUCAGCAGGUAGAGCUUUAUGACAUCUGCACAGUUCAAAAUUUCUCUAAAUACUUCCGCAUAUACGAUUCGCCGUCAAUCUUUGUAAUUCAAUCAAUGCAAAUCUUUCGUAUACAGGGGAAAAAGAUAUAUUGCCCGCUAACGUCAAGCGAAUACUUUUGCUAAUUAUGAGAGUUCUGUUUUACGUCUGAAAGAUAUUUGUGUUACGCUCAAGAGACAUAUGAAAAUAAUUAUAAUAACACACAAACAGUGUUGCCAAUUUAGCGACUUUGUCGCUAGAAUUGACGACUUUUGCUUGAGUCUUGGCGACAAAAAAAAAGUUUUGACGACAAAUAUGAUUUAGCGACUUAUCUGGCGACUUUUGGAGAGCAAAUCAAAACCGUUUUAGGCAAUAGAUACUUUUCUGUCAACUUGAUUACCCGUGAAUGCCUUUUACCUUCCAUACUCUAGAGUAACAAUUUACUGACUAUAGGUAAAAUAACGCACUACCUAUUGGUGUGUUAUCGUUGAUAAAUUAUCGAUCUAUAAUUGAAAUUUUAAAUUUGUUUUUACCUUAAAUUUUUUUUAUGAAAUUAACAACAAUCAUACGUUGUAUUCAGAAAUAAUAAAAUAUAUCUAAUUCAAUUACACCUUGUUUCACACAAUUGUAAUGAGUAACCAAAUUAUUUUUACCACUGAUCACAUAAGAGCAAUGCGGUCGGGGAAUCCCCGGAUUUUACUAUGUUCUGUACGUGAAACAAUUGAAUUGAUAUAGGCUCAGUUGAUUGUUUACUAUCUUCUAGCUUACUUACUUUUUAAUUAAUUUUAAGUAAAUAUAAAAUAUUUAAAUCUAUCUCUCAGAAUGAAAUUUAGGAUCCGCCCCUGAUGAAGUUAGCGACUUUCUAGCGACUUUUGAUAUUGGCCCCAGCGACUCAGAGUUAUUGGCGUUGGCAACACUGCAGUGCAGAGAGACUAAAUCCCUUUGUUGAUUCCCAAUGCUGAUGCAGAUGUGAAAUAGAAACACUUUGGCAUCUUAAAAUUUGCUUCCGUCUUGAACGGAAUACCUUUUUAUGUGAGAGCAGAGCUUUUCUAUAAGUUUUGCAAAGUGUUCUCAACUUAUUAGCAGGUGCUAAUAAAGCGUCAGAGAGUAAUAAGCACAUUCUUAUACACAUAUACACAUUCAUAUCGAUUUAUUCAAAUGCAACUCACACAUAGAACAUGAAAAGUGUAUGCAUACUUAACAUUUCUCAAUAUACGAGAGAGAACCACAUACUAUAUGCAAAAAAGUUUUUUGUUGUUUAAUACACAUGCACCAAAGAUUAUAAGGCAGAGUUGUAUCCUUCAACUGUGCAGAAUAAAAUCAUGAAGAAAACUUAUGUAAGCUUAAAAUGUUGCCAUAACAGCUGCGAGUGUGCAAAGCCGAAACAGAUACCGAACCGUAAGCAGUACAAUAAAGUGAAAGUAGAGUAAAUAAAAGAAAAUGAAAAAAUAUAAAUAUAGCAGAUGUGCAUAGAUUAUUUGUAAAGAUAAAAUAUGUAUGUAUGUAGUCUGAUAGUUAUGUUAAGAUUUGGAAAUAAUAUUACACCAUUCGAAAAGUAGUUUGGGGAUCACAAUAAAUAAACGAAAUAAAGUAAUAUAAAAAUAUAAACUAAAAUAAAAUAAAUUAAAGCAAACAGUGUAAUAAAAUAAAAAUAAAAAAUCAAUUGAAAAAAGUAAAGUAGAAAAUAGUAAAAUAGUAACAAAAAAUAAGUAAAUAAAAUAAAAUAAUGAAAAUCAAAUAAAAUAAAUUAAAGAAAAUAUUUCAUAAAAUAGAUGUAAAAAUAGAUGAUAAAAUAAAAAAUUAAAUAAACUAAAAUGAAACGAAUCAAAGAAAAUAAUUUAAUAAAAGGGAUGCCAUUGGAAUACCCAUGGCCACGAGUAAACUAAUAAUAAAAAACCACAUUAUCCAAGAAGCCCAUAGGUCAUGGAGAAAUGAAGUUACGUGACUAGGCUACUAUGGCCGCAAAUAAACAAGAAAAGAACAAAGGAAUUGCUUAGUCUCUCAAGAGACAAUAUCUCGAAGGUUGUGGCUUGUUUAACCGGCCACUUUCUAUUUGGCAGGCAUUCCUCGAGACUAGGAGUUUUCUCCCAUGACUAUUGCAGAAGUUGCAGAGAUGAGGAAGAACAGUCGAGAACUGCCUGGCGUGGGGUUGGCAUCAAUACUACGUUUCAUAAAAGCCACAAAAUGGUCCCACGACGGAAGAUAAAUAAGGUUCCCGUAUAUCACAGUGGUAUCACAACGGACCUGUAAGGUCUAAGUGAGUUGGUCGUGCAGACCGACUACCAACAUAACCUAACAUAACCUAAGGGAUGUUGAAAGAAGAAAUUAAAAGCGAUAUAUUUAUAAAUCACAAUAAAAUAAUAAACUAAAAACAUGAAAACAGUAAAAUAAAAAAUUUAAUAAAAUUAAAUA
Messenger RNA from Anastrepha obliqua, 6982 nucleotides. RefSeq names its product synaptotagmin-4-like. NCBI's taxonomy places the organism in Eukaryota, Metazoa, Arthropoda, Insecta, Diptera, Tephritidae. Bases 1049 to 2539 code for a protein of 496 amino acids. Gene Ontology annotation, biological process: vesicle fusion; cellular response to calcium ion; regulation of dopamine secretion. Gene Ontology annotation, cellular component: synapse; axon; membrane. The record is from RefSeq and is a predicted model, not a curated record. Gene Ontology annotation, molecular function: calcium ion binding; phosphatidylserine binding; SNARE binding. The transcript is spliced from 5 exons.